This is a messenger RNA of Tetranychus urticae (two-spotted spider mite), 3172 nucleotides long. RefSeq lists its product as uncharacterized. Lineage: Eukaryota; Metazoa; Arthropoda; Arachnida; Trombidiformes; Tetranychidae. The record is from RefSeq and is a predicted model, not a curated record.
UCCUUUAAUCAAUUGUAACCUUACUCUUUUCGUCUUUCAAAUGUUUUCUUAAUCAUCGUCCUCAAGGUUAAAUUAUUUUGAAAACGGUUUACCAAUCAAGGUUCAAUUACAGUUACCAGCGUUUAACAAACAUUUUAGUGAUUUUUAUUUUUCUUCCUAUCAACCAAAUUGGUUGAAACCAAUGUGUCUAAUGUAUCGUUUCAACUUUACCCUUCAAUCUUUUGGAUUUCAUUUGCCAGUUGGUUAAUCUUGUAAUCUAUUUACUGCUAUGAGGUGUAUAUGACGAUAUAAAUUGUAAAUUAUUGGAUUAUUACAUUACUUUCAAUAUUUGGUAGUCACAUUGUGUUUACUUCUGUACAGAAGUAUAUUUUGGAUUGAAUCCCUAAAUAGUCACCCAUUGAUGUCAUUGGAUGGAUUUGAUUAGAUAACUUCUUCCCUCAAAUACUACUUUAAUCGUGGUUUUUAUGUUUUGUUAUCUUUCACUUGUAACUCUAAUUUGGGUAAUCAAUUUGCACCAUCGAAGGAAGUAUUUCUUUCUCUUUCUGGCCUAAACAACAUUUGCUUCCAUGUUUAGAUUUCAAUUGUUGUUCCUUAAAAUUGCCUAAUUUAUGACAAAAAGUCUCUACCGCGAGAUUAUAUUGCUGAUGGUUUAAAGCUGCAUUUAGUGGAUAAAACAAGGAGUCCAAUCAAAUUGUACAAAUCUGGUUCCCAUUACAAGCCAAUCAAGGGCUAUGGAAAGGACUAUGACUAUGAAACGGGUGAAAGUAUCGAUGAUGAAUUUGAAGAGGAAUUUGUUCCAUUGAAAUCAUCUAAAGACAAGGAAUAUGAACCCAACCAUUGGCCUAAAAGUAAAGAGCCUGAACCAGUUUCAGAUAUUGUACCUUCACGUGGUGUAAAUGACAUUAAUGAUGUAGACGGAUACAAUGAGAAGAGCAAGAAAAAGAUAACUGAAGAUUCACCAAUCCUUCAACGUUUACCUCAAUCUUCAAUUAAUCCUAUGAAAAGUUCCUUGACUAGUGAUUCAAAAGAUUGGAAAUAUUCAGUUUGUGAAGAGUUUCUUCUUCGAGAGUCUGGAAAUUCAAAGAUACCUAAAGCUUUGAGGUACCAUGUAGACAUUGAUGACCAUAAACGUCUCAAUGUUAAUCCACCAAUUGAUAAGAAAGAAAUGACUAAAUGUUUACGAAAUUUAGCCAUAAUUCGUGGAACUGAUGCCAGAUUCAGAGGACUGGAGCAGCUUAACAACAAGAAUGCAUUAUCGCCAAAUCCCUUUUCUUCCUCUUCUUCAUCUUUUCCUCCCUCUUCUCCUCCUAGAUGGUCAUCAGAUGGAGAGAGCCAAGCCGGCAUGACUCCUGGAAAUGUUGAAGCAAACCGAGCUCGAAUAAUUUCCCGGUUAAGUGAAGAACAGAUUAGAAAACUUUUACUCCUUUUAACUGAAAUGCUGGAUAAAAGGAUGAAGCCAAGUCCAGAGCUGGGAAAAGUUCCAAUACAUGGAAAAUUAACACCACUCAUGUACUCCAGUACAUUAGGAUUUAAAUCUCCUGGGCAGCGAAGACGUCCUCCUCUUCCAACCGGUCCACACUCAUCCGCACCUGGCAAUAAAUUUCCAAUCUUAACACCAUUAUCUGGUUCAGGAAACUCAAUAGAUGGUGGAUCAAGUAAUAUGAUUGAUUCAAACUCGCCGAUGCCAUUUAGUAAUGAAUUUGGAUUUAAUUCUCCGUCAUUUUCAUCUUCGAGAGGAGUCCGGCCAUAUUCUAGGUUUACAUCAAGCUCUUCUUAUGGUCCAUUGUCUUCUCCAUCUUAUUCAGGAUAUUCACCCUUUCACCCAUCUUCUUAUCCUAUGGUUUCCCCUCUUUAUACUCAUAAUCAUCAUCCUGCUACCCAAGUGACUCGCUUUCCAUUUACUUCACCAACUGGAGUGAAGAAGCUUUUAGUCAAUGAAGUUUUAGGAGUGAAAAAAGUGGAAAAAUAUAAUGGUGAACGUGAAGUUGAAGUUGGAGGUGGACCAAAAACUGUGGUUGUUCAUGAAGGUGAACUUCACGUUGAUCCUAGUGGGGAAUCUUCUGCUAUUGAAAUUGAUGAAAAUAAAAUGAAACAAUAUCGAGACAACUAUUUAACUGGUUAUGGAGGAUAUCCUCGAUUUUCUGGUUUAUCAGGGAGACCAGGUGCCACAGGUGACAGAUAUGGAUCUUCAUUUUAUGAUUCUUUUCGUGAUUCACCAUUUCCAAAUGAUCCAUCUUUUCCAGGAUCUCCCCUUGAUUCAUCGGGUUCAUCUCAAACUGAACUGUCAGCCCUUCCAGUUUCACCUCCUCCAAUUGGACGCUAUCAUCGUGAUAAACAUAACCAUCAUCGCCAUCAAAGCUAUCAUAAUAACAAUGGAAAUGAAUAUGUUUACUCUUCUGAACAAGGGUCAACAUCUCAUCCUUCUCCUGGACUUCAAGUUACCAAAUGUGAUGAAACAGGAACUUGCACUGGACCCGGAAUAGAUGGAGAAGAAGAAAGUAUCAAAUCAAAAUACAAAGCAAACAAUUCGGCUACCAGAGCUGCUUAUGGUCGAUAUGGAGCCAAAUAUUUAGGAUUAACACUAACAUCCAUCGCUAAUUAUGCUCUGGGUAAUUUAAUGGGUGUCUUGUAUUCACCAUUCAUGAAGGGUAGAGACUACGACAAGAGUGGUAAAGCUAAACCCGAUAAGAAGCAUCCAACAUCCAUUCCCAUCGGAGGUCGACCCGCAAAAGGAAUGUUUGAUCCUACAAAUGGAAUGAAAAUGAAUGGUAAACCACCGGGAAGUACAGGACCAGCCUUAGAUCAAGAAAUUGAAAAUAUGCUCGAUGAUUACGAUGACUUGGAUGGUGAUAGUAACAAAGCAAGGAGAAGAAAAAGGAGAAGAUGAAAGUGUUAAUUAAGUCUUGUUUUUAGCUUGCUUGGUGAAAUUAAGUUAAACAAUAAUAUGCAAUUACAGUAUUGCCUUUGAUCAUGCAAAGGAUCAAAUUUUUAUCUCCAUCAUUAAAAUCAUUAUCAUGAUCAUUUACAUCAUCGCCAUCAUCAACGUUGCCGCCGUCCUUUUCGCCAUCAUCAUCAUUUUCACCAGCUUCAUUAUCAUCAGUGUAUUUCAUUCAUCAAUCACAUUAAAUUAUGUAAACAUUUUAAUAAAAACAAACAAUUUAUCGUUCUGUUU